Messenger RNA from Colletotrichum acutatum, 1480 nucleotides. Its product is annotated as HMG box protein. The record is from RefSeq and is a predicted model, not a curated record. NCBI's taxonomy places the organism in Eukaryota, Fungi, Ascomycota, Sordariomycetes, Glomerellales, Glomerellaceae. The transcript is spliced from 2 exons. The coding region runs from base 478 to 1368 and encodes 296 amino acids.
CCCCUGCUUCCAAUCCCCCAAGGUUCAGGUGCGUGCCUGUUGUCUGUGUGAGACAGCAGCAGCUGCCAGCCUCGCACUUCCCAGCUGGCGUGUUUGCUGCGUGCUGGUUUGUGACGACGAUCGCCCAUUCCCUCGCGCGCUCUUUUAUCCAAUUCCAACUCUGCAAUCUUCAGAUCCGCGUCGCAAUCGAACCUCAACUCAUCUCUUUCGUCCGUUCGGCGUGCCCUGUACUACCCUCAUCACUCUUGACCUUUGCAGAUACGUAAUAAUGGCUCCGCAAUCCGGUACGUUUGUAAACUCCCUUGGAAAAUCAAUGAACCUACCACCCUCGCAAAGCUCCGCUUGACAUCCGCCGCGAACCCCAUUCUGUCGCAACUCAUUCCCCCGUACCUUGUCUUGGGGGAAAAAAGCCAAUUCUCUCCCACCUCUUCACACUUGAUACGAUUGGAACAUCGCCAGAUAGCCCACGCACGCACAAUGCCUCCCAAAAAGAUCAUUCGAGCUAACCCGCCCGCGAUCGACCUCUCAGCGAUUCCGCCUUCCCUACCUCCCUCCGUCGAAGAGGCCUAUCGGCGAAAAUGCAUUCAGCUCAAGCAGCGCACUGGCGAGGUCGAGGAGGAAAACGACGCGACCCGAGUUCGCCUCGCCCGGAUCCGACGGCAAAUUGAGAAGCUGCGGAUGGAGAGAGCCUUCCUGCUCGAACAGCUGGCCAAGAGAACGAGCGCCAAUGUGGAGGAUUCAGACGGCAGCCCGAGCCCGCCCCCGACUCCGCAAGAAAAGCCUCUGCGUACGAAACGCGGUCACCGCAAGCCCUCCGUCCUGGCCGAGAUCGACUCGGCCGCAAAGGCCAACUCCAGGCCCCUCAGCCAGACCGCCGCCACCGUCUCACCCAGCUCCGAGACCUUCUCCCACACCCAGGGCGGCGACGCGACCCAGAACGCCGAUACCCAGGCGUCGGCCCGCACCAACGGCAUCGCGAAGCCGCCCAAGCGCCCCGGCAACGCGUUCGAGAUGUACUGCGCCGACACGCGGCCCGCUCUUGAGGAGAAGAACAAGGACGACGCCGAUGCCAACAUUGAGGAAGAGCUCGCCCGCGGUUGGAAGGAUCUCCCGGAGGGCGAAAAGGAGGAGUUCCAGACCCGCUCUGAGGAGGAGAUGGCCAAGUACCAAAAGGAAAAGGACGCAUUUGCGGCCAAGAGCAAGAGCGCAGAGGCCAAGGACGAAGAUGAUGAAGAGCGCGAUAAGUCACCAGAGCCCGCACCAGCUGCGUCACAGGACGAAGACGUGGAGAUGACCAACUACGAUACCGAGGAGCAGGCAGACGACACGCCCGCGGCCGACGACAAGGACGACAAGGCGGACGAUUGAUGAGCACGCAGCACAUCGUCCUUGUAAUCAGGUAUUAUGGCGUUGGGGAGGGACUUUGCGGGUAGAACAUUCUUUAUUUAUUUGUACAAUACGAGAGACACCAUAAUCGACU